This is a messenger RNA of Schistocerca cancellata (South American locust), 2380 nucleotides long. RefSeq names its product ZZ-type zinc finger-containing protein 3 (gene Atac1). The record is from RefSeq and is a predicted model, not a curated record. The transcript is spliced from 8 exons. Gene Ontology annotation, molecular function: zinc ion binding. NCBI's taxonomy places the organism in Eukaryota, Metazoa, Arthropoda, Insecta, Orthoptera, Acrididae. Bases 8 to 1273 code for a protein of 421 amino acids.
UAAAAGGAUGGCGCAGUGCAAAACAUACGACAAUACUAAUGAUGAACUGACAGAAGACGGAGAUGAAGAAAUAGGAGAAUUCUAUUUUGAGUCUGAUGCUGUUGCUCUUAAAGGGAAUCAAGAUUAUAUGAACCUUCUCAGGUCCUUGGCAAUACUAGAAGCCCAGCGAACGAAGUUAAUUAAGGAUUAUGAUAAAAUAUUGUUACUAAAAGAAGCAGUCUUGAAAGAUCCAUUAACAUUUGUUGAGAAACUUCAAGCUGGAUGGAUACCACCACUUCCUGAUAGAAUGUUCAUUGAUGAGGUUCCAAAUAUUGAUUGGAGUAAAUACGGUAUAGCACCUGAUAGUGAACUGCUAAAACCUCAAGAUAGUAACCUUUGUGACGUAUCUCAGAAUGACAUAGAAGAUGAAAAUGAGAAAAUACGUGUAAGAGGGAGAAUAUUUGAUGAAACAAAGCCUGAGACUUUCAACAAGCUUUGGUCGCAUGAGGAACAGCAUCGUUUGGAAGAACUUCUAGUUAAAUAUCCAUCUGAGGAGAAUGAAACUAAUAGAUGGAGAAAAAUUGCAGCUGAAUUGGGCACCCGUACCCCAAAGCAAGUGUGCAGCCGUGUGCAAAAGUAUUUUCUGAAGCUUCAGCGUGCGGGACUGCCCAUUCCUGGGAGAAUACCGAAGACACCUUUACAGUAUGAACUACUGAAGAAGCCAUCUCACAAACAUCAGAGGCAUAAUCAUAUGUCAUUGAGACCAACAACAUUUUUCCCUUUGUGGAACCCACCUGUCUACAUGACAGAUACAAAUGAAGACAAUUGUAGUGUGAUACCAAAUCCCGCUGAACCGACCACAGCUUCUCCUUCUGUUACGCAUAGCAGCGAAGACAACAGCAGUAGCAGUAAAUCUGAUUUGGGUAUGGAGAAACCUCAACAGGCUGUGGCAAAUAAUGAAGAAUAUAGCAGUUUACAGUUGCUGAUACGGGUCAGACAGGAGAAAGCAUUACAGGAUGUCAGUGUAAUGCAUCAAGGUUACAAGUGUCGAGAAUGUGGUGAAAUACCAAUCUGUGGAACACGUUGGCACUGUACAGACUGCCCAACGGACCUAUGUACAGACUGUGUUGCUGCUCCUUUGGUGGACCCUCGGAUUCCUCUGAGACAUUCAUUAAGCCAUACACUUGUGACUGUGAAAACUGCUGUCCCUUCGCCGUGUGCCCAAGAUGAAGACAGCAAUUCUCAAACAUUUGUCCCACAAGCUUAUCUCGAUCCUAACUUUUUACCACAAUAGGCAGUCGAGUUGUUUGUGUCUGUUGGUGUGCAAAUGUAAUGGUUGCAUGCUGUUAUUAUUUAUUUGCUUAUAUAUAAAUUGCUAGCUGCAGUUUUGAAAAACUGCAAUUUUUUUAGAUAUUAUGUAAUAACUGGUUAGAAUUCUCUUUGGUGUGUGUGUGUGUGUGUGUGUGUGUGUGUGUGUGUGUGUGUUUUACUAAUAUCAGUAUUUUAUAGUUCUUGUGAACUGAUAGCUUAUCAGUUGGUGGUAACAUCCAUUAAUAAGGUCAACUGCUGUUUACAGAGUACAUUAUUAGGUCUCAAGAUUUCAUAUUAAUUUGUUAUUGUGUGUUUGCAAUGUUAUUGUGCUUAUAGUACUAUUUUACGUAUAUUUGUAAUGGUGUAGUUCAAUCUUAAAAUCCAUAUUCUUGUGAUAAAAGGUAAAAGAUCUCAUUUAUUUUUCAUUAAAGAGCAUUAGUAUAUAUUGAACAGAAAAAUAUUGUGUAUGUUAGAAAAUUUAAUUGUAACAUCUUAUAUGCAAAAGGAAAAGCUACACUCUUGAAUGCCCCAAGUUUCGCAAGUACGUUUCGUUUAUUGAUAUGUAUAUUUUCGAGCUGCAGUUUUGACUGUAAUUCUUAAAAAGUUGAGAUUAUUUGUUUCUUCUCUUUACUGAAGUAAAUGCAAUGAUGGCCAUUUAUCACAAGCUCAAAAUGUUUGCCGUAUUGGGGCUUGAUCUGUGUUUUGGUAUUGGUUCAGAUAACAGCUUACUUAAUGCUGAAGAAGAACAUCAGUGAAGGUCUUACAUCUAAGUAACAUUGAUUACUAGGACAUGCAGGUUAUCUUCAACAUUGUAACUGCCUAGUUUACUUGUAGUCCUUUCAUUACAAAGCCUGACAACAGAUGUCAUCACAAAAACAUCCACUGUCUGUUCUAACAAAUGUGACCCAUCUCUUCUAAAAAAUGUGACCCACACGACUAAAGUAAAGAGUCUCAUGGCUACUGUGUAUACACCCAAUCAGCUCCUGUUGCUAACACUGCAGCAGUCUCUGACUGGAUCACCGAGCGAGGUGGCGCAGUGGUUAGACACUGGACUCGCAUUCGGGAGGACGACGGUUCAAUCCCGCGUCCG